AAAGUAUUGAUAAAAUUGAUUAAUUCUAUGAAUUGCGACAUGACGCAAAACGUUGAUAAUAGAAUAAUGAAUUGGUUACAAUACAUGUUUAUUGUACAUACAAGACAUAAGUAACAAGAUAAUUAAUGGACCAGUCGACGAUUAUCGCGACUCAUGAUCAAGAUGCCUCUCACUCGGGAAACGAUGCAAGAUCAGUUGUCUUAGAAUCAACAAAACUAACGAGACGCAUUUGAAUAUGGGAACUGAAAAUGUUAAAGUUAAUUCUCGUCCCUCUGAAAUCAGUAUUGCAAAAAUUGCUCAGGAUUUAAUAAAUGCAGAAGAAGACUCGGAUCAAUCGCAGGCGGAAAUAAACACACAACUGGCGGUCAAUGCUACAGGCUUCGGCAAAUUCAACUACAAAGUUACUAUUGUGAGUGGUUUGACGUGUAUGAACGCUGGAAUUGGAAUAAAUAUAUUAGGACUAAUUCUGCCAUCAGCGGCAUGCGAUUUCGAUAUGUCAACUGUCGACAAAGGUCGAUUGAAUACGGGUUUUAUAUUUGGUAUGCUAUGCGGUGCUUACAUUUGGGGUUGUCUUGCUGAUACAAUGGGUCGUCGACAUACUUUAUUAAGAUGCUUAUUUCUUCAAGCGAGCUUUGAUUGUCUUGCUUCGCUGAUACCCAAUUACUGGGGUGUAUUUGUCUGUAAAACAAUCGUUGGAUUUGCAUUAGGCGGACAAAUGGCAACUCUUUAUACUUAUGUCGGUGAAUUCCAACCAGCGAUUUACAGAAAAAAAAUAUUGUCUACAAUGGAGAUACCUGUUGUUCUGGGAAUAAUUGUCGCUUCGCUCUUUGGUUGGAUAAUAAUUCCAAUUACUAUCGACGUUGACUUCGGAGGAUUUUUCUUCCAUUCGUGGAACCUAUUUGUGAUUGUUUGCUCAAUCCCAACUUGGAUCAUCGGAGUGUGCCUGUACUUUCUACCCGAAACACCAAAGUACUUGUCGGAAUUCGGAAUGGGAGAGGAAUUGUUCCGAGUGUUAUCAAAAAUUUACUUUGAGAAUACCGGGAAAUCUCCAGACGAGUAUCUUAUUGAGCUCAACAAGUGCGGAAUAUCAUCAGUCUCUCAAUUAUUGAACAUGGAAGCUGAAGAGAAGUUGAAUGAAAGCAAGCUUACUCAACUGAACAACAUGCUUUUCCAACAAACUGGAAUUCUUUUGAAGCCACCAUUUUUGGGACGUACACUGGUCGUCUGUACGAUAAUGUUCAGCAUUUUUUCAUCAAUGUACACGUUGAUGAUGUGGUUCCCGGAGUUGUUUGACAGAUUCGCAGCCUUUGAAGCAGCUUUUCCGAAUGAACAUGCUUCUGUUUGUCGUGUUUCUGAAUAUAAAAUAACAAAUUCGACGGCUAUCAAAAGCUUGAAUGCCCAAGACUGUCAUAAAGAAAUAAAUACCCAAGUUUAUGUCCAUACGCUGAUCUUGGGCGUAGCUUCAGUUCCAAUCGCAGUGCUUUUUCCAAUGUUUGUCAAUCGGAUUGGAUUUAAAAUUUCACUGGCCGUUGGUAUGGUAAUUUGCGCUGCUUCGACAGUUGGAUUAUUUUUUGUACGUUCUUCUCUAGAAAAUCUGGUAUUGUCUUCCUUGUUCGAAGCUUUAAUUUCAGUGUGUUCCACUGUUAUUUGCUGUGUUGUCGUUGAAAUAUUUCCAACUAAAUUAAGAGCGACGGCAGCGGCACUCGGUUCUCUAUCUGCGAGAAGCGGUGCUCUGAUUGGUAACACAGCAUUCAGCUAUCUUAUUGACCACUACUGUGUAAUACUAAUUUCUUGUUUGACUGGUCAACUGAUAGUUGGCGGUAUAAUGUCAUUGUUUCUACCGAAUCAAAAAAAACUGCACACCCCGAAAAAAAAAAUUUCCGAGGCUAACUCUCAAGCGUAAUACGGGCGUGUUGCUUUGUUGCUUGAAGAGUGUUGACAAGUUUGUGAUUUUAUUUCCUUGACAUUUAUAACUAUGAAGAUACUUGACUAUUAAAAAUUAUAUUAUUUUUUUUUAUUAAUUUUUAGUUAUAUGCUUUUAUUUAAAGGGAUAUUGUAAAGAUUUAUUAUCACUGGCAGGUUUUCCUGAAAAUUAAAAGAAGAAAGGAAAUUUUUUUAAA
Molecule: messenger RNA, 2120 nt
Organism: Cotesia glomerata
Lineage: Eukaryota; Metazoa; Arthropoda; Insecta; Hymenoptera; Braconidae
Product: synaptic vesicle glycoprotein 2B-like
Exons: 11
Coding region: 236-1903 (555 amino acids)
Biological process (GO): transmembrane transport
Cellular component (GO): membrane
Molecular function (GO): transmembrane transporter activity
Source: RefSeq, a predicted model, not a curated record